UUCAGCACCGCGGCUCGUCAACAGCUCCAGUGCGCAGCGGAGAUUUGGCCAGCCCCUUCACCACCGGUGCGUCUCACCACAGAGCCGGUACUCCAGGGCGCAGCCUCCGCGCCAGUUUCAGCACCAGCGGCCGGACGGAGCACAGCGGAGCUGUCCACACAUUCAGCACUUAGCUUCUGGAGGAGGGAACCAGACACACACACACACACACACACACACACACACACACAGACAGCAAGACAGCCAGGAUAUAUCUAUCUUCCUGGGACAGCUUAUUUCAGAAUGGCGUCAAAAUACGUUGGCCUUUUCGUCCUUUUCCAGCUUCUAGCCCUGAAUGUAAUGAGCCAGAUAUCUGCCUUCCCCACACCGACAGCCUCAACGGAUGUUGCAGAUAAAACUGUGUACAAUAGACAGUUGACAGAAGAAAGGCCAAUACAAGAGCAGAUUGCUGAGGCGGACAGCGUGAAGGCUGCAGUACAGUCAGCUGGGGGCAAGCGUCCCACUGCCUCCAAGGACGCGGAGUCAGAGCAGGACCUUGAUGACUUCACCGUGCUGAAGUCACUGGCUGAUGGCCAGAAAUCAAAGGAGACCACUGAGCUGCCACUCAAGAAGGAGGGCCAGUACGUUCCGGAUGAAUCAGACUCGACCAAGAGCCGGCGUCUCACUGAGGACUACGACUCCACCAAGAGCGGGAUGGACUAUGGCAAGUACCAGGAUGAAACAGAAAGUUUCCGUCAGGUCGACGGCACUUCACUGACAGCAGAAGACAUUGUCCAGAAGAUCGCAAACAAGAUCUACGAGGAGGACGACAGAGGGGUGUUCGACAGGAUUGUCUCAAAACUGCUCAAACUGGGGCUGAUCACAGACAGUCAGGCAGACACUCUGGAGUACCAGGUGGCCGAGGCUCUCCAGGAUCUCAUCACCAAAAACGCCAAGAACAACGAGAUUGAGGACCUUGAGAGCAACGAACAAGAAACCAGGGGAGAGCAGGAAGACCAGGGCUCAGACACAAACAAGGACACGUGGGAGCCACCCAGGCGGCGCUACAACAAAGACGAGGACGACGAUGAAGAAAAUGAUGACGAGAUUGAGGAUGAAGUGGACAGGGAUGCAGAAGAAGAAGGGGGUGACACAGCCACCACAACCUGGGACAAAGAUGCUGAGGGCAACGAGGUGAGACCCGAAGACGGGCUCCAGGACCUGCAGUACUUCCCCAACUUCUACCGUCUGCUCAGCAGCCUCGACUCAGAUCAAGACACUCAGGAGAGAGAGACAUUGAUCACCAUCAUGAAGACGCUGAUUGACUUUGUGAAGAUGAUGGUGAAGUACGGCACCAUCACGCCCGAGGAAGGAGUGUCCUAUCUGGAGAACCUGGAUGCUAUGAUAGCCAUGCAGACCAAGAACAAGCUGGGCAAGGCUCUCGGGCCUCCUGACUUCACUGGACCCAACGGAAAAAACUUGGAUGAGGAUGACAACACGAAGGCUGAGGCCGCCAAGAUGCAGAAGGAGUAUGAGAACCUGAAAGACUCAACCAAGGAGGAGCAGCCAUCAACUGAGACCAAUCAGCCCGGCAAGUCAGAGACCUAUCUGGAGGCCAUCAGGAAGAACAUUGAGUGGUUGAAGAAACACAACAAAGAAGAAGGCAAAGGGGAUUAUGACCUGUCCAAGCUGAAGGACUUCAUGGACCAGCAGGUUGACUCCUACAUUGAGAAGGGCAUCAUCGCCAAGGAUGAAGGAGACACCAUCAAGAGGAUCUACAGCAGCCUGUAA
Perca flavescens (yellow perch) is the source of this 1770-nucleotide messenger RNA. It is a transcript of the gene scg3, whose product is annotated as secretogranin III. The record is from RefSeq and is a predicted model, not a curated record. Gene Ontology annotation, biological process: protein localization to secretory granule. The transcript is spliced from 12 exons. NCBI's taxonomy places the organism in Eukaryota, Metazoa, Chordata, Actinopteri, Perciformes, Percidae. Gene Ontology annotation, cellular component: secretory granule membrane. Bases 283 to 1770 code for a protein of 495 amino acids.